This is a messenger RNA of Cooperia oncophora, 537 nucleotides long. The record is from the annotation of a GenBank genome assembly. Lineage: Eukaryota; Metazoa; Nematoda; Chromadorea; Rhabditida; Trichostrongylidae.
AUGUACCCUUACGCCAUCAUGGACGUCUGUGAAUGCAAUCUUGCACGAUUUCCCCAAGUUCAAGCGUUUGUUCAUGAAAAUAUGGCUGCAUCAUGGGGUGAUCAAGUGAGGAUUCGUCAUGUGAGAGGAGCUACACCUGAGAUUCAUUUAAUAGCUUUUUUCAAUAAUGCUGUCGUCAAGCAAGUUGACGUACCUACUCUGGCCGGAAUGGUGGGUGUUCUUGCUAACCACGUACCAACUAUCGGAGUAUUGAAGCCAGGCGUUGUAUCAGUAACCGAUAAUGAAGGUAAAGUGACCAAGCUUUUCGUCUCAUCGGGCACGAUGUCCAUGAAUAUCGAUGGCACCUGCCAAGUCUUAGCAGAAGAAGUUGUAAAGAUUGAAGACAUUGACCAAACUGCUGCACGAACAGAACUGGAAGCGGCUCAGCGUGCUGCCGUAGAGGGAAGCGAUUUAGCUAAAGCUGAAGCUGCGAUACGAGCUGAGGUGAAGCCUGUUGAUUUUUUUCAGUUUUUCCUUCAGUUUUUGAAAUUUCUUUAG